CUUUGAUUUUCCAUAAAACAAUAGUCUCUCAAAACAAUUUCAGCCACAAUAUUCUUCCUUCUCUUUCUUCCAAGACCUCUUCUUAUGGAUCCUCGUCAACCCUCAGACCAAAAGCACCACCUAUUUUCUUUCCCUAUUAUAAUCAAAAGAGAACUUAGGUAUGCAAUAUUUUUUCUCGUCAUCCUAAUCUCUUCAAUCUUUGUCUUAGAACUCAUAACCACUCCCCAUCAAUUUUCUCGUUUUAGUUUCUUGUCACAAAUCCUAUUAAACAAUGAAAAAUCAUCAAAGGGAGCCUGUGAUUACUCUUAUGGAAGAUGGGUUCGAGAUCAAAGUUAUUAUAAGAUUCAAUCCUACGAUGAAACUUGCCCGUUUCUCGAUCCAGGCUUUCGGUGUCGUCGGUGUGGAAGGAAAGAUGCAGAGUAUCUGAACUGGAGAUGGAAGCCCGAUGGCUGUGAAAUACCAAGAUUUAAUGCAAGCGACCUUCUGGAGAGGAGCAGGAAUGGAAGGAUAGUGUUUGCUGGAGACUCUAUUGGAAGAAAUCAAUGGGAGUCCUUCCUAUGCAUUCUAAGUCAAGGAGUUCCCAACAAGUCGACAAUAUAUGAAGAACAUGGAAAACCCAUAACUAAACAUAAAGGUUUUCUCUCUAUGCGUUUCAGUGAAUACAACCUCACAGUUGAAUACUACAGGGUACCCUUCCUCGUAGUCGUUGGUCGCCCUCCACUUGAUUCUCCUACUUACAUCAAGAUGACUGUUAAGGUCGAUCAAUUGCACUGGUUCUCCAGAAAAUGGGUCGGAGCUGAUAUUCUUGUUUUCAGUGGAGGCCAUUGGUGGAAUGAAUAUAAAACUCUCAAAAUGGGCUGCUAUUUUGAGGAUGGAGGAAACGUAAAUACUUCGAUGAGUGUGAUGGAAGCAUUUCAGAGAUCUCUACAAACAUGGAAGUCAUGGGCAAUACAGAAUUUAGAUCCUGAAAGAAGCCACAUUUUCUUUCGUAGCUUCUCUCCAGUACAUUACAGGAAUGGCACGUGGAAUACUGCGGGUCGAUGUGAUGUGGAUAUCCAACCAGAGGCAGAGAAUCUGGAACCUGAGCCAGUGAAUAAUCAAUUGAUUUCUGAUAUAAUCAAACAAAUGGAAUUAGAAUACAGAAAUAGCAAGGUUCAGUACUUAAACAUCACAUAUCUGACACAGUUCAGGUUUGAUGGGCACCCUUCAGUCCAUCGCGAGCCAGGCACUCCAGUUCCUGCUCCACAAGACUGCAGCCACUGGUGCUUGCCCGGGAUACCAGAUGUAUGGAAUGAAAUCCUAUAUGCUCAUUUACUGUCCCUGGGAUUCAGAACCAAGUGAUGUUACCUGGCCAAAAAGGAAAAAUGGACAAUUUCUUGGUUGCUUGCCUUGAAAGUUCUUUAAUAUUGUCAAGGCUGUAUAUAAUCAGGGCUUGCUUCUAACUAGGCUCAUUCCUUUUCAUUCUCAUUGGCAUCAGCUUCGCUGGUUUCCAUUUCCUUCACUUUCUCAAGCUGCCUCUAGAGCUCUAACCUUUCUGGUCCAUAAGUAGAAGGUAUCUGCCAAACAGCAUAAGAUUUGUCCCGAUGGUAAGCGAUUUGACAUUCACACAAUAAUUUUAACGGCAUUUAAUAUCGUCAGAAACCACAGGCCAAAGCUGGCACAUAUCUCUGGAUAGCAGCAUGCCCAACUACAGUAACCUGCAGGAGACAAAUUAUCCUUUACAUUCAGCACAUGAUGUAAAUCAUAAUCAUACGAUGUAGCACUGAAAUAUAUUCAAGAUUUCAUGAAUGUAUAUGUGAAGCCAUUUGGAUGAUGUUCAUCUAA
Messenger RNA from Hevea brasiliensis (rubber tree), 1824 nucleotides. Its product is annotated as protein trichome birefringence-like 8. The transcript has 4 exons. Lineage: Eukaryota; Viridiplantae; Streptophyta; Magnoliopsida; Malpighiales; Euphorbiaceae. Bases 85 to 1341 code for a protein of 418 amino acids. The record is from RefSeq and is a predicted model, not a curated record. Gene Ontology annotation, molecular function: O-acetyltransferase activity. Gene Ontology annotation, cellular component: Golgi apparatus.